Molecule: messenger RNA, 6793 nt
Organism: Struthio camelus australis
Lineage: Eukaryota; Metazoa; Chordata; Aves; Struthioniformes; Struthionidae
Source: RefSeq, a predicted model, not a curated record
GACGCACAGGAGGAAAACGGAAAGAAAAGCAUGAAGGAAAUCAGCUUCUGUUAGUGCUGUCUCCCACGUUUGCUGAGAAUAAGAACCCCUGGAGGGUUUUUACCCUCUGAACUUUUAACUUUCGGCAUUGACUACUGCUUCCAGCAGGACUGUCAGAUAUUGUGCCUCUUUUAAGGAACUUCUCUUCUUGCCUGAAAGUAAGCCACAUGAAUCAAUGGGGCAAUAACCUUACUCUGUGGUGAAACUCAUCCCUAAGAGUAGAGAGAAGAAUCCAAAGACUUCAUUCCGGGCUCAGCUUUGUCUACCCAGUACUUCUUCAAAAUAACCACUUGACAUGGUAGAUCUUAGGAUGAUUUUUCCGGCUGCUCAGUAUGUCACAGACCAAACAGGAGUUAAGGCUUGCUCACGCUGGAGAGUGAUAUAUAAGCAAAGAUGGGGAGCUUCCACUUUGGCGUUGCCUAGACUGAAAUGCAUUGAUGGAUGGUCAGCUAUUUGUUGCAUUAUUUUGAUGCUGGAACAAAGAUACCUUCCUAAGCAUGUUUUUAGGACAGGGAUGGGGUGUUUCCUGCCUCGCAACGUGUGAGCCACUGCAGAAGCUCGAGGAACACUUCUGCGCAGCAGUGGGUUCCCAUCCUUUGCAAACCAUGGUGAGUUGAGGAGCUGGAUCUCAAAGCCCAUUGAUGAGCUGGCUCCAGACCUUGUGAGCAUUUCCAGCGAUUCCCAGAGCUUGGGUGACAAAGGCGUCAUGCCAACAAAGAGGAGGUAAGCUUGUCUUGGUUAACAUUCCUCUCUGCAUGCAAAAAUUCAUUUACAAGCUAUUUCUUAGGGAAUCAGUUAGACCUGAUAGUUACCAUGGGCCUGGGUUUGAAUGUAAAGCCUGCUAGCCAUUCCUGAGUAUCUCUGUGCCUGUCUGCACUAAAUGCAGGGUGUGUACAAUGGACAAAUCUAUAUUUAGACAAGCCCUACUAGCAGCUUAGCAAAGACUUAAAAUAAACUUCUUCCAUUGUGGAAUCUUUCUUUAUGUCCCUCUGCUAGCUGAGUUGUACAGUACAACUUGGCAGUACCAAAUUAAAAUAUAUAGGCUUUUUUGAACACUUCUCUACAAACAUGUUGAAAUAAAUUGUAAACUACUUUAGAAUGUGCUAUGUAACAGAUUGGAUGCCUCAGCAUAACUACAAAAAUGCUACAAAACGUGGAAUCUCAGUCUCAGUAUGUGAAGAUCCAAGAUGAGGCAAAGGCUAGUACUGGAAAUAAGGCGCUCUCUUAACUGGCAGAACUACAUUAUGCAGAAAAAAAUGGACAACAUUUGCACCGAAAUCCCUGAGAUUGCACUGAAGAUGAAUUUGAGGCGCUCUCGGUUUCAUACUGCUACUAGUAGCCUCUCCCUUUCAUUGACAUAAGAUAAAUGCCUUUCCUCGGUAUUAUAAGGUACUUGAAUAAGUGAGGGAAAAGGUAACUCUGAACUUCUGUUGCAUUAACUUAAUACUCUAGCAAGAUGAAAAGUGUAAAAGUGUAUGCCUGUAGUCUACAGAGAGUCGCAGGAAGGCAUUGUGCUGCUCCUUGCCCUGAAAAAUGUGUGCCAUUAAACUUUGGUAUUCUGUAUUGGCCAGAAAUAAAUGAAUUUUCAGCAGGGAAUAAAUAAGCACUGUUUAUGAGGGGCCGUCUCCAGUAUUCAUGCUGUACCUUGUGACAUCCUCAACAAAAAUACUUGCCUUUUGGUAUGCUGAGAUUGUCAUCUUUUUGCUCAGGAGGGGAAGUCAUCUACUUGACCUGUUCUUACACAGACCAUGCACCAGAGUAGCACUGAAGAUUUCUGGAGCGUCCGACUGACGCAGUGUUGUUGUACAGUCCGAGCCCCACCAGGACCUUAGCAGGCACAUCAUGUGGUUGGUGACCGCCUGCUCAUUUUGUGUGCUUGACAGGCACAUGUUGGAGAGAGGUUUGUGUAACAAAUGGGUGGUUACUUCUGUAUAAGACCUUCCUUAAUGCAUUUUUGCCACCUCAUCACACCUGCCACCUCUCUGGUUAUGGUAGCAAUCCGUCAAGGGUUUGUAGCAUGGGACUAGAGGGGACGUUCUGGUAUUUCAUUGUAUUUCACGCUGCUUUUCAGCAGUACUAAGGGUUCAGUUCUGCCUUAUUUUCUGUUAACCACAAUUUUAAUUUCAGCAGUGGAUGAUCCUGUUUCCUCAUGAAGAGAUGAGCCAUUUAAAACAGGGGUAUUUCAUCCUCUUAUUAAAGUCUUUUUCUGUGAAAGUGAAUUGAUUGUCUAUUCUAUUUAUAUAUUUUGAUUUUUUUUUUAAAUAUACUGGUAUUUUCACUGGCAUUUAGUUCUGUAUGUAACCAUACUUGUAUGAGAUUUGCUCCUAUAGGAGAUAGAUGGCUUUGAUCUUUGCCUUUCUUCUAGAAGGAAUCCUAUUCGAAUCUGUAAAGACAACUGAAUCUUUUCCCUAAAACAGUGAGUGCAUUUUCAGCUAUCCUAAUAUAACAUGCAUUGUCUUAACUGGUUUUUAGUUCUACUGCGAGGGACACUUAACAAGGUCAGUGACACAUGGAAAGACAAGGCUGAACCACAGAAAAUCUGCAUCUCAGUGAAAGCAGCACUUUUGUUCUUUACUGGGAUUGAUCUUGGCGAAUUUCUGGCAAACCUAUAGGUCAUGAGAGACCAAAGCCAUGAUAAAGAAGGUAGUACUUCACUGAGAGUGGAUUCUCUGGGAAAACAGAACUGAUAUAUUUCUUUGCUUGGAGAUUUUCAUUCAAUUUUAAUUUCGUUCUACGCUCUUAGCGAAUGUGGUUCAUGCUGUCGGCACUUAUUUGUCACUUCAUGUGCAAUAUUGUAUUUUAGUUGAACUGUAUUUGAUUUGUAAAAUAGCCUUAAGUUAUUAUGAUUUUUUCCUUUAAUGUCCUAAUACAUAAAACAUCAUUAUUUAAUGAACCCAAAUAGCUCCUUCAACAGUUUAGAGAAAGACAAUAUAUGCUGCAGAUUCAUAAGAUUCCCUUAUUAAAAACAUGAUAGUUCCCUAGUUUGUUAACAAAAAGUCUUCUACCACGUAAGUUUACUUUUCGAAUAUUUAAGAGACAAUCCUUGUGACUACAUUAGUUGAUUGCAUUGCUUAGCAAGAAUGUUAAAAUGAGCAGCAAGAUUUUUUUUUUAUUAUUUAUUUUUUUAGAUAGCUUUUAACUCUAAUCUUUAUAUGUACUAAUUACCUGUAUGGAUAGUAUAAGAACAAAAAGCUCUUGCAGUAAUAUAAGAGAAACAAAAGCUAUUAUAAAUUGUAUUUUUCAAACUGAAUGGCUACUACGUUUUGUUGUAAGUUUUGCUAAAGGUUUGCACAUGACCUUUACUUUGCACAUACUUAUAUUUUUGAAGACAUACAGGAAACUGAUUUAUAAAACAGUGUUCAGAUCAACAUUUUGUAUUUUGAGAUUAAGUUUGCCGGAUGGUGGUUAACUGGUGACACAAUUCACCUGCACAUCUAGUUGAGGUCUCAUCUAUGUCAUGGAGCCUCUUUGGGGUGCUGUAGUUUGUAGAUGCUGCGUUUUGCAUUGGAGCAACAGUCAGACAGAGUGGGGCAGAGAGAGGUUGUCCUGCUGGUAUCUCUGUUGUUCUCCAAACACCAUCAGCUAAGUCUCCUGUUGACUGAGCCAUGAUGACCUGUGGGGGAGCUGCAGUGUGGUGUUGGCAGCUCCGAGGGAGAUCUGAAUUCUUGCAGCUUAAGCUGGUUUAUUCCCUUUUACACAAAUCUGAGAGAAGAUAUAAUGGCCCUGGUUAAUGCGGUCAAACAGCACUUGACAAGUCCCACUUUUUCUCUGUUUCACAGGAAGGGUUAAAUUAUAACUGAAAUAUUGCUUUUUAAGGCUGUUGAAGACUGCUGACUCUGUCCUUUAGACUCUGCAAGUGCACAAAUACCGAAUACAUCUGCUUAAACUAAACUCUAGCCAAACUAUCAGUUGCUUUCCUCACAUUUUUCCCCCAAUCAUUAAUGAACAUUUUCCACAAGAAAGUUAACAAAACAUCUAAGACGACAAUGAACUUUGAACAUCCUAGCUUGGACCUUUCAUUCCAGAGUCUCUCUUCCUGCGCAGAUUGUAUAAAGAAGGUACAAAUUUGCAAAGGGAUGCAUCCCAAUCUGGACCACAGGUUACGAGACAGGAGGUGAUCAAAUAUUUAGAAUUGUUUUAUAUUUUGAGAUUUUUCUGCAUUGCAGAUGACGUGCUUUCUGUAAAUACUGAUGUUUAACCACAGUGAUCAUUCCUUCUCAGGUAGUUCUGGGGUGUUCAGCACACCAGCUGCAUUCGCUGCCAUAAAAGGACCCCUUCCAGGAUGGCUAGAUGUACACGUCCCCUCUGUGCUCUCGUGAGCUUGUGCUGCUCCACCAUCUGUCUCGCAGGGAACGUUUCUAGAUCAUCCGUACACUGAUAUAGCUGCAAGUGACCUAGAAUUACGCAUCCUGCAACUGCGCCACACCAAAAAUAAGAUAGGAUUGCCACGUGAAGCUUCGCUUGUAGGGAGCUGAAGGAUUCUAAGCCGUCUUCUGACCUGCGUGUACAUCUACAUUCAUCUUGCAAGAUGGUAUUUCGGAAACCACCAGAUGGUGGCUGGGGCUGGGUGAUCGUUGUUGUUUCCUUCUUUACUCAGUUCCUGUGUUAUGGAUCACCGCUGGCGGUGGGAGUCUUGUAUUUAGAAUGGCUGGAUGCUUUUGGAGAAGGGAAAGGCAAGACUGCUUGGGUUGGAUCACUAGCAAAUGGAAUCGGAUUGCUUGCCAGUCCUGUCUGCAGUAUAUGCGUAUCAUCUUUUGGAGCACGACCAGUAGCAAUCUUCAGUGGCUUUAUGGUGGCUGGAGGCCUCAUGAUGAGUAGUUUUGCACCUAAUAUAUACUUUCUGUAUCUUUCAUAUGGGAUCGUUGUUGGGCUUGGAUGCGGCCUUUUAUAUACCGCAACAGUUACCAUCACUUGCCACUAUUUUGACAAACGCAGAGGCCUUGCGCUUGGUCUGAUUUCAACAGGCUCAAGUGUUGGGCUCUUUAUAUAUGCAGCAUUGCAAAGAGAGCUUAUUGAUCUAUACGGACUGGAUGGCUGUCUGCUUAUAGUUGGCGCACUAUCUUUAAAUAUAUUAGCGUGUGGCAGUCUGAUGAGACCACUGGAGUCAUCUGAUUCCCCUUCACCAGAGAAAGUAUGCGUAGAUAAGGUCCCAGAUCAAUAUUUUGUUUACCAUGAAAAAGAAAAGACUGUUGAAGAAAAUAUAAGCAUCCUUGAAAAGGGCUACAUUGAUGAAAAGUGUGCAAACAAUAUACCUGAUUACAAACAGGAUAGCAUUUUAAAUAAGAAUGUGUUGACCUCAAUAAAUGUAAAUGAGAAAGACACUUACAAAAAGAAAGUUGUAGAACAGACAAACUUCUGCAAGCAACUGGCCAAAAGGAAGUGGCAGCUCUAUCUGAACUACUGGAAGGAUACCGUGGUUCUUUUUAAGAACAAAGUAUUUUCAGCUCUCUUUGUUGCCAUCUUGCUCUUUGACAUCGGUGGAUUUCCUCCUUCACUGCUUAUGGAAGAUGUAGCAAGAAGCGCGAACAUUAGUGAAGAAGACUAUCAUAUGCCCCUUAUUUCCAUUAUAGGCAUCAUGACUGCUGUUGGCAAACUUAUUUUAGGAAUACUGGCAGAUUUUAAGUGGGUCAAUACUUUAUACCUAUAUGUAUCUACCUUAAUAAUGACUGGAGUGGCCUUGUUUGCAAUUCCAUUUGCCAAAAGUUACCUUACAUUAGCAAUGCUUUCUGGGAUUUUGGGUUUUCUGACUGGAAACUGGUCAAUUUUUCCAUAUGUAACAACAAAGACUGUAGGAAUUGAGAAACUGACACAUGCAUACGGGAUAUUAAUGUUCUUUGCUGGACUUGGAAAUAGCCUUGGACCACCAAUUGUAGGUUGGUUUUACGACUGGACACAGGAAUAUGACACUGCAUUCUAUUUCAGUGGCUUUUGUGUUUUACUUGGUGGAUUUCUUUUGCUGUUGGCAGCAUUACCCUGCUGGAAUGCCUGUACCAAUCAGAGCUCAAAGCUGCCUCCAAACACUUACUCCUACAAAGUUGCAUCUAGUGCUUAGAUGACAACCGGAAAACACUUCAUACUUUUUUAUAUUAUGUAACAAAAUAUUUUAGUAAUUUUCCACUUAUUUAUGAAGUCCAAAAAUCCUCUUCCACUAGAACAAUUCCAUUGUUGCUUGAUGUUCCAUUUCCCUUUUUUUUUUUUUUUUUUUUAAAGAACAGUCUUAUUUUGUCUACUCUGCACUGUGUUUUCAGCCUUUGUCUACUGUAGUUUCCUUUCACCCUUUAAUGGGUGUAUUCUGCUGUAUUAUCAGCUGUAUAUUUUUUAGGGGGAGGGAGGGGGACAAGACUUUGAAACAAAAGUAAAGGCCUGGUCCUUAUAGGAGAAGGAUGACAUUAUUGUCACCUUUCAUAGGUCUCUAAGUUGCACAAUCAUACUUUACAAAGCAACAAUUUGCCUUAUUAGAAUGUAAUACUGUGAUGAGGUGCUUAUAAUAUCAUGCUUAGGUUAACUUUUUUCUUUUUUUAAAGUUUCUCCAAUUUAAAAUGAAGUGCCAAUGGACGGGGGGGAAGAAGAGGGGGAACAAAACCAACCUUAUGUGACAUAACUGAAGUGAACUUUAUGAUGAAAGUAAAGAUUCUUACUACCACUGAAACGAAGAGAUUUGUUUAUAAGUAUUGCACAUUUUGUGAAGUCUGUUUAUAAAACUGUUGAACCAAAAAUCUUUUAAGCCAAGGAAUAAACAUGAUUGUUGAAACCA